AUGGAAAAGGUUGGUUCGAAUCAGACUGGAACAUCUGAUGAAAUUGUCGUCCGCAGGGAAACAUUGAUGAUAUCUGGACAUUUCAAAAGGUCGGAACUCCCUUUCCGACGAAUGUGGCGAAGGCGCCAGGGGAAACGAACAAGUACGUGGCAUUGUGGUACAGACAUGGAAAGCCAGUGAUGGGGAGAGCGUGGAAUGACUCCGGAGUGAUGCAGGUUGCUUGAAAGGAUCCUUUGCACCGAGAUAUUGACAAUCUGGACAUUUUCAGUGCACCUUCGUUUCGGACAACAAAGUGUACAGUGGUCAGGACAUCGGAGGGCUCAUUCAGCUGCUCAAUCUGGAUCCGGGCGAGAAGCAAAGAGCAUUUUAUUACGACUGGAUCAAGUACAAAAAGGCGCAAAGUCUGACGAGCGAGGGAAAGUACGAAAUGGUCCGUUGCGAGUACAGUGCGCCCGUUUACUGGCAAGAGCACGGGCUGCUCGGAUGUGUGAACACGGAUAGACUCGUUGCUUACUUUGUGGAUUCUGACAUGCAAAUGGUAUGCCGAAACGGGGUGUGUUCUGAAAAAGAAAUAAUUGAAGAAGACGACGAAGGCGAUGGAUGAUCUGCUCGUGCUCUGCAAGAUUUCCGGCAAAAAAGAUGUUAAUCAGUCGGUAGAGAAGGAGAACCGUCGACGAUCGUGGCGAACAAUUCUCGGAUGGCAACUAUUGUGAACGACUGGGAAGACUUCAAUUGGGGACGUCCAUGGCCGACUAACAAGUUAGUAUCCGCACCAAAAGUAAAAAAGAAUCAAGUUUGGCUUCAGAAACGUAGUGUGUGCACCCAAGAACGCCUCUUCUCCCGAACAAUUUGUCGCCUUGUGGUACCGUCACGGAAAGCCCGUUAUGGGAAGAGCUUGGGCCCAGAACGGACUGAUUGAAGCGUCGUUUGUCGAGUAAGUGUGGACCAACUUGAAUUAAAAAAUAAUGUCGAGUUUCAGUGCCAAUCGAGAAUUUACGGGCGCUACCGUAGGAUCUCUCCAGCUUCUGAUAAGUUUUCCACCGACCACAGUCGGUUAUGAGUACACUUGGAUGAGCUACGGACAGGCAAUGGACUACCGCGACAAGGACUUUGUGCCCGUCCACCUCAGCUACGUCUGCCCUGCAAUCGUUCCCGUUGGCGGCAAACUUCUUCUCGGUAAGAAAAAUCUUGCUUCAUUUCAUUUAAAUUGUGAUUGCAGGUCAGGUGAACAUGAAGACAGAGUGUGCAACGGUGGCCAUCGACGGCAAAGUGACACAGCUCGAAGGAGGCCCCGUCAAGUCGAUCUCGGUGCUUUGUCGCCGGGAAAUGGCUGAGACAAUGCUCAUCUGAGAGGGCUUGCUUUCCCAUCUGUUUCAUGCCCUCGCUUUGUAUCUCUUGUUUUUCUUUCUCGGAAUUUCUCAACAUAAAGUGUGGAUUCGUGAUCGCUUGUUUGAAACCUUCCCAUUUCUCACAAACUAGGGUAAUUUGAGAGUGCGCAAGCAUGCCCUUUCCCACAGUCGCAUGAUAUACUCUUCGUGUUUCUCUUUUCUUGAAAAGGUGUGCAGGCGGAUUGAUCGACCGCGCCGCCGCCUCCGAAUGUGGCGGACGACAGCCAGCAGCAGCAGCAGCAGCGGAGAGACACACACGACAAACAGCGAGAGACGGGAUACGCAGACACAGACGCAGGCCUCUUUCCGUCGUCUCCUCCUCGCCUUUUCCCCUUCACUGGGUGUUCGAGAGACUGAGACCACGGAUAGACGCGGGUUGUCGGCCUGAGCGCCGAAAAAUGACUAUCAAGUCGUUUCGUGCUGGCUCUUCUUCUCUUCCAGCACCUGAUGAACCUUUUGAUUUUCUCACUUCAUUGAUUUUAUGAUAAAGUUGGAAAAGAUGCAUUUUGUUCCGGUUAGAAAAUGUUUUUGACAAGAAAAACGAUAUGGUUUUAACAGCACGUUAGAGAGAUUUUAUAAAUAAUCACUUUUUCAUUUAGACAAAUUCAGUGCGAUCAUAAAAAUAGGAGCGUAGCCUUUUGUUUUUAUUUCUGAAAGAUAACAAUUUACCCUCAGAGUAUCUCGCUGUGAUAUCAUUUCGUGAUAAGUCUGAACAGAAGACUGAUAUGUUCAGGACUUGUUUCUAUUAGUUCAUCACAAUAAAACCGCUUAUCAAUCACGAUCUCUAAAUGAAACCUUCUUCGAAUUUGAAAACAGCGCGCGUUAUUUCACCUACGGUACGCGAAAGUGUGCAAACACGGCGAGAAAUCGAAAGAUUCAGUUGUAAACCGUAUUAUGAACAACUGAUAGACUUUUUUCCGGACAAGCUUCUCUUAAAACGUUGUGUACGUGCUAGAACUUAAUCUUUGUUUUAAUUUGUCUCGCCGCCCGUCGUGUUAAUCGAUUCUUUCUUCAAUUAUCGGGAGAUUUCAGAAAAUUUUGCUAAAGUGUCGUCGCAACAGAAUCAACCAUUGAACGGCGAAGCUUCCAAGAUACCGGCUGGAAGUGGACCAGCCCGUGACUCCCCGGAGGACAUGUCGUCCUCCAAGGCAAGUAUUUCCUCGCUUAAUGUUUAUAAAAAGAGAAAUCGAUUGCAGGAAGGCGAGAAGGAUGCUUCGCGUAAAGUGAAAAUUCCCAAACGCCCGGAGUUAAACAACGGAGGUACCUUGGAAGACUGCCUAUCGAACGUAUAUUCACUGCUCGAUCUGCCCGGCAUAAAAUGGAAGUGUUUCCGCUCAAAAGCGAACGCGAAACGUGGUGUUCCACUCACCACGGACGUCGUUCUCAGUGCCUACAGUAAAUGUGUUCUCGUGAGUUUUUUCUUGAGAUUUGAAUCAAAUUAAACUAAAAAUAACUGAUACAGGACGGAAUAUUAUGCACGUGGAGGAGAAAACAGCUGACAUCAACAGGCAACCAUGAAAUGUUGAAUGUGCCAACCUUCUCGACUGACACACCGAAAGAACUAUGGGUCUUCUGGUUUGAAGACGAACCGCCCGUUUUGAAGCAGUACUGUGAGGGACUCGGUUCGUUUUCCUUCCGGUCAACACCUUCAAUAACUCCGUUGCUUUUGCAGAUAUCGACGAAGAGCUGGGCUCGGCUUCACAGAUGAACACAGUCAGUUACGAAGUGCGAACGAUACUCUUCAAAGCAUUGCACGUCACCUUGGAAAGAGAUCUGACGAAAGACGGGUUUGUCCGCUUCGGAAGAUGGUUCACAAUGCCUUUCGACGUCCGCGAGAGUUAUCUCAUCUUCACUUAUCCCAGUUACUCGCCGGCCAUUCAUCUCAAUUUCUUCGUCCACGGCUCUCAUACAGUUUGCGUUUCUGUACAGGCACAAAGACAACCAACUCUGAUUGUGUUGGCUAAAAGGUUCGAAUUAGUUUUAUUUACUUUUUUUUGUUAUUUCCAAACUAUUUCAGACAUCUGGAGUACAAACCUGAUCCAACUAAGAGUAAAAAGGGCGUUCAUGUGGUCGUCGGCCCGUGGUCGAUGCGUGGUGUUAUCGUGCCGGACCAGUUUGCUCUGCUCGCCGACCCCAUAUGCUGGAAAGGGCAGAGAUUGAGUGGAACAAAUGGAAGGAAUUCCUGCAAAUGGAAGUGAAAGAGCCGGAGAAAGUGCCGGAAUCCGAGAAACAAAGUCUCCGGAGCCGGAACCAAUACCAACUCCACAUCGUGCACUUCUCAUUGAUUCGUCGGACGAGGAAUCCACGCCAAUCUUUGAUAAUGCAGAUGAACUGCCAAUUGAAGACAUACCUCAAAGACUGAGAUGGAUGUACGAACCGGAUUACCGUCCGGAAAAGUCGAAAGAAGAGACUGCGGAAGAGAAAGAGAGAAGAGAAAGGGAAAGAGAAGUUAGGAGGAAACGAAGGAAAGAGCGCGAAGAAAGGAGGAAAGAGCUGGAAAACAGAAGGCCGCGGCCACGAAUCCCGACGAAUUCGAUUCGGAUGUAGUGACAGAUGCAGAACUCGAAAAGACAGAUGAAAUAGUGGACAACGAAGUGCCCAAAAUGGUUCUGCUCGAAAUCGACAGUGUGCGUCUGCUCUAUCCUUCCAAAUACCUCUGCGUCACUGUGGAAGAGGAUCGGCUCGUUUUGGAAACAAUGGGACUCAAGACUCAUCCAGCGCCAGACGAAUUGCAAGGUAAAGAAUCCGAAUCUUUGAAACUCAGAAACACAAAGAUCACCUAUUCUCUUUCAGUUCCUGCAAGAAUGCCUCGCAACAAGCACGUCGUUAAGCGGGCCAAUCCGAUUCUCUCGACGAUGGCCGUUUGGCAAUACUGUCGCUAUGAUAUGAAUUUCAACGAUCACAAAAAAAUGGCAGACGAAACGAACGGCGGGUUCAAGUUUACAGAAAGAUUGCCGUACAUCAAAGAAAGAUAUCUACGGUGGCGGUUCUCGGACAGGUCAAACGGAUGCGUCUUCCACGGAGUGUGUACGGCCUCUUGCACGCGAAGGAAACAUAGAAGUCAACGAAGACGUGAGUUUUACUUCCGUUGCGUAUGCCUUUCUUCCUCUGAUUUACAGGCAGGAAACCGUACGUCCCUUAUAUAAGUAACAAGGAGAGGAAGAAAAUCUACGAUAAUGUGUGCCUUCGCGUCUACAGAAAGAACAACUUCUUUGCGUAUCACAAGGGUACACAUGCCCCAGAUUGAUUCCUGUGCCACCUUCGUUGACAGUCGAUACGGUUCCACCGAGAGGGAAGAAGGAGAUUCCUGUGAUCUAUAUCCGUAUGUUUCCACGUUCUCUUUCGCUCAUUCAGUCGAAUAAAAUUCAGAUGAUAGCAAAGAAGAAGAAGAGGAGUUCAAGAAGAAGCAAGAAGAUGAGAAAAGAAAGAAGUGGGAGGAGGAGAACGAGCUGCCGGCGGGACCGACGCGACAGGAAAGCGAGGACGAAUCGUACCUGAUGGACAAUCAGUGCCAGAACGACUGGGCUAACUUUGAAGAAGACGAUCUACCCAAUGGAAUACCCGAUCUCGAAAAUGAAAAAGAUACUCAGUAUGUCUCUAAAACGAACGAAAGGUUCAUCGUCUCAACGUUUCAGUGUUUUCAAUACUAUCCAAAUCCCGAAGCCACCGCCCGAUGAGGACUACAAGCCGACUCCAUUCCUUCCUAUUACCUUUAUGAGCAAGAGAACCGAUACGGGAGAGUUCGACCUAGUGGGGUUCGAUGAGGAGUUAUCGGAGGAGAGAUUCAACGACAUCUACAAAGACAAGUAUGUUCCGGCCUUUCAUUCAUGUUCAUAUAAAAAACGGUUCAGGCAAAACAAAUGGAAGGAAGGCAUGUCGAGACCAGAAAAGAUUCAAGUGGCCGACUAUCAGUACGAUCCUUUGUAUCGGGAUUUCGGAUCCCCAAAUCGUAUCAUUUGA
Molecule: messenger RNA, 5348 nt
Organism: Caenorhabditis sp. 36 PRJEB53466
Lineage: Eukaryota; Metazoa; Nematoda; Chromadorea; Rhabditida; Rhabditidae
Source: the annotation of a GenBank genome assembly